Molecule: messenger RNA, 765 nt
Organism: Thlaspi arvense
Lineage: Eukaryota; Viridiplantae; Streptophyta; Magnoliopsida; Brassicales; Brassicaceae
Source: the annotation of a GenBank genome assembly
AGAGACUGUAUUUUUGAAUUGGCAUGUGGGGUCGAAUCCUGGUUGGAGUAGAAGCCCAAUCCAUUCAUCAUCUACACAUUUGGAUUUUAGGUGAUAUGGUGGGCCUUAUGGGUUUCAUUUAUAGGCUUUCUAAUUUUAUAAUGGGCCGAUACAUGAUCCGUUAGGUCAUUUUAAGGUUCCCUAUAAAUUCAUAAUAUCUUCUAGUGUCGCCCAAAAGCAUCCGUAGCUGAACAGAUCUCCGCUUUCUCAGGAUUGUCACAGAGAUGGCGAAGUCGAAGAAUCACACGGCGCAUAACCAGUCAGCGAAAGCGCAUAAGAAUGGAAUCAAAAAGCCCAGGAGACACCGUUACACUUCCACCAAAGGAAUGGAUCCUAAGUUCCUGAGGAACCAGAGGUACGCCAGGAAGCACAACGUCAAGAGCGGCGAGAAUGGUAGUGGUGAUGAAUAGAUCGUUUGAUCCGUCUGCGAGAGACGCAUUUUAAGGUUUUUAUGUAUUUUAAGACUUUUUGUUGUUGUUGACAGAGGAACCAAUUUUAUUGCAAUUCAGAUUACCUUAUUUUGCGAGUUUGUUGAUUUGAUGAAAUUAGACCUUAAAAUUGAUCUAGUUUUAUUCAAAUAUUGCCUUUACACUUAUAGUUUCAUAAAAAUACUGAGAAUUAAUCUCUAUCGCGAAUCACAUGUUUUUUCGUCAAUUGCUUGUGGGUUUAAUGAUUUUUUUAUGAAAUCCUAAGCGUUCUUUCUAGUCCCGUUGGUAUGAAAAUGGU